CGCCCUGCGCCUCCCGAGAAUCCAAAGUUGUACUACUUGGGUAACACACCACACCACACCACACCAGCCUCCUCGGAGAAAAUCUUACUCGCAUCGCAAGACAACUCCUCCUUCUACUACUCUUGCCCCAUCCCGCCGCCUCCGUCUUCCCUUGGUUUUGGUUGUUCGUUCCCCUCCUUGCUUCUCCGGGAGGGAAGGAAGCCGGCCUCCCACCCUUCGCAAAAGCCACGCGCCACCAACCUCCUUCCUUUCCCUUCCCUCCGCGCGUCGCUUUCGGCUUUUUGGGGCAACCGAAUCGGUGGGUCGGGCGGGGGGCGGGCCAUAAAAGCGCUGGGCCGGCGGUGAUGGGUGGCGGCAGAUCGGGCGCGAGGGAGGCCGAGGAGGGCGAUUGGGAGGUACGGCCUGGCGGGAUGCUGGUGCAGCGCAGGGACGGCGACGACGGCCCCGCCGUCAGGCUCAGGGUCUCCCACGGCCCCACGUUGCGCGACGUCCUCGUGCCGGCGCAGGCCACCUUCGGUGAACUGAAGAGGGUCCUUUCCCAAGCCACUGGCUUGGAGCCUGAGAGGCAGAGGCUCUUCUUCCGUGGGAAGGAGAAGAGUGAUGAUGACUUCCUGCACGCAGCAGGGGCCAAGGAUGGAUCAAAGCUGCUUCUGCUUGAGAAACAUAUCCCUGCCAAUGUGGAGCAGAAGGUCGAGCCAGUUAUGAUGGAUGAGAGCAUGAUGAGGGCUUGUGAGGCUGUUGUGCGUGUCAGAUCUGAAGUUGACAAGCUCUCUGCUAAGGUGUGUGAUUUGGAGAAGAGCGUGCUUGCAGGGAGAAAGGUUGAGGAUAAAGAAUUCGUUGUCUUGACGGAGCUGCUUAUGGUGCAGCUGCUGAAACUCGAUGGCAUAGAAGCAGAGGGAGAAGCAAGGGCACAGAGGAAGGCUGAGGUGCGCCGAGUUCAAAAUCUUGUUGAAACCUUGGACAAGCUGAAGGCAAGGAAUGCAAACCCUUUCAGUGAUAGCAACAAAUCUGUUUCCGUGACAACACAGUGGGAGACAUUCGACAACGGCAUGGGCAGCUUAAAUGCGCCACCACCGCGGUUUUCUUCUACUCAAAAUGACACUGACUGGGAGCAGUUCGACUAGCAUCAGAUUCUACUUUCUCAAUGUAUGGUAUAACUUGUGAGAUCGGUUCGUGUGAAGCCUUUUCACAGGCAUGAAGCUGUUGUGUACAUGUAUGAAGUUUGAUGUCUCUUGCUACAUCAUUGCCUGUGAGGUGUCACGAGACGAUUCAGGUGAAUUGUUUUGUUGCUAUGCUUUUAGGUUUUCAGUCUGCUGUUGCCAUGGCUACUCCAUUGCCUGACAAACUUUGCUCCGCUAAGAGUACCUUAAUUUCAAUCAUGUGCCACGCUUCGUGUUGUGCUUGUGUAAAAAUAUACAGAGACAGGCCUGAAGUCAUGCUAUGCUUCAGGACGACUAUGUUAGGCAAGAACCGAGUCGAGAUCUGCUUACAAAAGCCAACUAUGAAUCUCUUGUUUA
Molecule: messenger RNA, 1517 nt
Organism: Brachypodium distachyon (stiff brome)
Lineage: Eukaryota; Viridiplantae; Streptophyta; Magnoliopsida; Poales; Poaceae
Product: BAG family molecular chaperone regulator 4
Exons: 4
Coding region: 345-1124 (259 amino acids)
Biological process (GO): protein stabilization
Cellular component (GO): cytoplasm
Molecular function (GO): adenyl-nucleotide exchange factor activity; protein-folding chaperone binding
Source: RefSeq, a predicted model, not a curated record